AUGGCAAGCUCCAAGACCGAUCGUGUCGUCAAGAAAAGAGCGUCGCAGGCGUGCCACAACUGUCGAACCCGCAAAGUGAAAUGCGACCUGAUCACGUCAAGCGCCCCGUGUUCCAAUUGCAGGCUCGAUGAGGUGGAAUGUGUGGUGGUCGAGUCCAAACGGAGCAGGAAAUACCGGCUGCAGAAGCGUCGAUUGAACGGCUUGAGCUCGCUGCCACCACUCACUCGAGCACCCCCCAAGUUGGAGACGCGAUCGUCGUUCGCUUCGUCUAAUGUCGCCCCAGAAGUUCUUGCCCAUGAGGUUUCAAAGACGGUGAAUGCAGUGUCAGAUAUCAGUCAGGGAGGUCGGCCGGAGGGUGGUCCGUUAGACUCGAAAGCAUCUUCCACAGCGGCAAGUUCUUUCCAGGGCUCUCCUGGCAGUGCCACACCAACAGAUGGUGUUCAUGCAAAGAUUGGUGAUUAUGCUAGGUCGGACGUGCUUCAAUGUCCACCGCCCGUCAAUCUACCAUCCUAUAUCCGGGCACCACGGGCUGGAGUUCAGCCCGAGGACAUUGAGAUACUUCAUCGUCGUGGGGCCCUAAGCAUCCCGCCUGCUGAGCUGAGAGACCAGCUUCUCCGAAGCUAUGUGCUCUUUGUCUACCCUUACAUGCCGACCAUAGACUUACAGGACUUUCUCGGGGCCCUUGAUGGUCAUGAGGGCUGCUCCAAGAUUAGUCUGAUGGUCUUUCAGGCUGUCAUGUUUGCAGGUACCGCAUACGUCGACCUGGACUUGCUUCAACAAGCUGGCUACGAGAGUCGAAGAGCCGCCAGGAGUGAUAUGUAUCAAAAAGUUAAGUUACUCUACGAUUUCAAUUGGGAUGUCGACCGGAUUGCGUUGGUCCAGUCCCUCCUCCUGAUGAAUUACUGGUAUGUGUCGGAAAACGAUCCUAAGGACCCGUGGCAUUGGUUGGGUAUCUGUAUCUCGUUGGCCACGAGUAUUGGGAUGGACCAGACCGACACGUAUGUCAGAGAUGACCCUCGCACCCGUCGGCUAUGGAGACGGAUCUGGUGGUCUUGCGUGAUGCGAGACAGAAUCAUGGCAAUCACCAUGCGAAGACGGAUGCGCAUCAGAGACGAUGAAAUCAGCCUCGCCAUGUUGAGCGCCGAUCUGGAUUUUGACCUCGGCCCCAUCACCACUACCAUGCCAGCCCUUAGGGAAUGCCGGUCUAUGAUAGACUCUUCGGUCAGAAAGAUGCUGGCUGAGAUGUAUGUGGCCAAAACAAAACUGCUGUUGAUAGUUGGAGACAUCAUCAACAGUUGUUACUCCUUGCGAGCUUUAGGUCGGUCGACCUGGGAGGUCACCAUGCUCUAUACGCCCAGGAGAGCCGACGCCAUAAGACCCCAUGACCUUGCUCGUCUGCAGGACGAUUUGGAGAAAUGGGAAGGGACUCUCCCACCGAGCUGCUGGCUUCGCACAAGUCCCGAAACUCGCGCCGGCCUCAACACAGACACGGCCUCUCCCAUCGAUAGCGGUACUGCUGAUGCGACGACAGAUGACGUUCUAUUUCUUCACAGGAGUGUUCUGAAGAUGCUGUUUUUGCUAGCCACUGAAGCGCUCAACAGACCACAGACUCUGUCCAUGUCCAAAAGCAAGCAUGGCAUGGCCUCGGCAACAGACUCAAUUCCGGCUGCUGGGGCUGGCGCUGCGACAUCGACUUCUGCAUCAACUUUAGCCUCGACUUCAACCUCAAAGGUCAAAGAAGCUGCCGCCAAAAUGUCCGAGAUCGUUAUGUAUCUUCAGGACCGAGACCUGGUCAAAUACCUUCCGCCCAUAUCCGUUAGCUUCAUGCUCCUCGCCAUCGCGGCUUUUCUGGUCGAGGAAAUCAAAACUACCAAGGCAGAGCCAUCGCAGACUUCACCAGAUGAACAGCUUCUAAGGAAUCAGCAGCAACACGAGCAGCGGCAAAGACAGUUCCAGAACUGUGUCAGAACUCUCCUCGGUCUACGCGACAGAUGGCCAAUCGCCGACUCAGCUUGUGAGUUGGUAGCGCAAAUGAUGGCUAGGAGUCGGGGUGGGACGAAGCCGGCUCGCGGGACCGGUCUGUCUGCCGAUCGAGGGAAGAAUCUGCACGGCACUGCCACUGCUGCUGCUGCCGAAAACAUGCUGGCAGUGACUACUACUGUUAGUCAAUCGACCACCGGUCCCGCUGUGCAGUCAGUCUUUUCUGGCACCAUUUUGGCACAACCCGCUUCCCGGAUUCACGACCACGACAAUGUUAUGGGCAUCACCAAUGGUGUCAGUACAAGUCCCAAUCCGGUUGAUGAUGCCACAAAAAGUGAGGUGAGAGCUGCAAGUCUAGACUCUCGACGGUUGUCUCAGUCUCUGCUGUCUCAAGGUGUUGCAGAUGUCCAAAAUCCAGUUUCCUUUGGCAAUAUAAAUGAUGGUUCUUCUGCCUUGUCAUCAUCAUCAUCAUUACUUGCUCCCAAUGCAAGUUUCAUCCAGAUGUCCAGCUGGACAGGGACAGGGACUGGGCCAGACGAGAAAGUGCUGGAUUCGAAGGCAGCAGCAACAGUAGGGUCGUUCUUUGACUUGGACAGUCGUCAUCGGCAGCAUCAAACUCAACCCCAAACCCAAAAUCAUCACCACAACCACAACUCCCUCGACCACCCAAGCAGCCAACAACAUCCCACUCGCCGCGGCCACAACCAGACGAAUCCCGGACAUGGACAUGGAUAUGGGCAUGCACACGGUCACAUCGCAAACGGCCACGCCCUGUACAUGGACAUUGCUCUCGCCGAAUGUUCUGCCCUGGCAGGAAGUGGUGCCGGUGGUGCUGUCGGCAAUGCCAGUACCAGUGCCAGUGCCAGUGCCAGUGCCAGUGCCAGUGCCGGUACAGCUACAGGUCCGCUUAGCGGUGGUGCUGGCAGUGCUACCGGAAUAUUCGACACCAACACCACCCAUCUGGAGGUUACAGAUGGCGGAUUUUGCUCCGAUUUUGGGUUUGAUCUGGACGACUUUGGAUUCAAUCACGGUUUCGAUUUCAAUUUCGACUUUGAUUUCGAUUUCGAGGCUUAUUUUGAUUCCAAUCCGGAGAAUCAUAUGGAAUAG
Messenger RNA from Exophiala dermatitidis NIH/UT8656, 3087 nucleotides. RefSeq lists its product as uncharacterized. The record is from RefSeq and is a predicted model, not a curated record. Gene Ontology annotation, biological process: regulation of DNA-templated transcription; DNA-templated transcription. The transcript is spliced from 2 exons. NCBI's taxonomy places the organism in Eukaryota, Fungi, Ascomycota, Eurotiomycetes, Chaetothyriales, Herpotrichiellaceae. The coding region runs from base 1 to 3087 and encodes 1028 amino acids. Gene Ontology annotation, molecular function: DNA-binding transcription factor activity, RNA polymerase II-specific; DNA binding; zinc ion binding.